This is a messenger RNA of Thecamonas trahens ATCC 50062, 2717 nucleotides long. RefSeq lists its product as uncharacterized. The transcript has 2 exons. Bases 1 to 2436 code for a protein of 811 amino acids. The record is from RefSeq and is a predicted model, not a curated record. Lineage: Eukaryota; Apusomonadida; Apusomonadidae.
AUGGAUCCGCGAGCGGUGGCGCCGCUGGGCGGGUGGGGCGUCUCAGGCCGUCCGCGUCAGUUUGGCCGCAUGAGAGACGCUCGCUGGGUCGGACGACGUCGUGGCGGCGAUGGGUCCAUGCCUGGUCGAUGGCGCCGGGCAGAUGAUGCGACUGUGGUCGCCGAUGCUGAUGGCGAUGACGAUGCUGCUCUGGCGGUCUCGCAAACAAACGUUGUGCUCGCUGAUGAGUGCGCGUUUGACAAUGCCAGGGAGGGCGUCGCCGCCGCGGUCGGCGACUCGGAGCCGCUCGAGGCCGCCGUCGACGCGCUGCCAUCAUCGCGCAGGUUUGAAGUCUGGCGCGCGGCCCGGACGAGAAAGACGGCGCGCUCAAGCGCAAGUGUGGGAGAUGACGAGGGAGACGGAGAUGCGGACAUCGAUGUCGACGUUGAUGCCUUCUUUGCGCUUGCCGAAGACAGUGAGGCUCUUCGGCGACACGAGCGCAAGAAGAUCGUCGACAUGCUCUCGGUUCUCUCGCCCGACGUCAUGCGGCGGCAUCGCGCCGCCCUCGACGCCCAACUCAAUGGCGAUCCCGAGUCGGUCCGUACCCGCAAGAUCAUCACCUCGGGCCAUGCCAUAGUGGCGAGUCUGGCUGAUGUGGCCAACAGCUCUGAGGGCUUGUCGGACUCGGCUCGGGCUGCAGCGGUAGCUUCGGCUGCAGCGAGGCUCAUUCCAACUCGUCAUGAGUCCGACAUUCGCGCCGUUGUCCUCCUCCCGCCCUCGCCCGACUCGGAUCAUGUCGCCGUUCUGGCUCUGGACGCUCUGCCGCGCGGAUCAGAUGCAGCCUUUCGCGAGGGCAUAGCGGCGCUACUUGCUGGUAGUAGCAACGCCGGAGGAGGUGAUGAAUUGGUGGUGGCACGGAGGACGGUGCCGUUUGGCCUGGUCGGCUACUACGUCGAGGACUGGCCGGGCGACUGGCCACCGAUCAACCCGGACGGAGCGGCGCUCGCUGGUCUGGACGAGCUCCACGGUCCGCUAGUGCUCAUUCUGGAGGAACCGCUUGUUGACGGCGAGACGUUCUGGUGCCCAACGAGCAUGUACCACGGGCUUGGGGGUGAGAGCAUGCCCGGGUCGGUGGAUGUCGUCCGCGAUGAGGUGCUGCCGCGGGCGCUGGAGCUGUACGCUCAGCAGAAGAACGCGACCACUGGGCGAUUGACAUUGGUGAACGCGCUGGCUGAGGUCGGACUCGGUCCGCAGUGGCUGGCAAGUGCGCGCAGGACGCUGACUGGCGCCCGCGACCGCAUGAUGGCGCUGAUUGACGGUGUGGCCGAGGCGAGUGCACAUGUGCUCUCGACCCGUCUGCUGGCGCUUCCCGCGUCGGCGCCAGCGGCGGCUGCAGUCGCUGCCUGUCUCGACGUGCUCAACGAGCUCCUGCAGCCAGAAGAAAACGCGCUCUGGUGGCGGAUUGGCGCCAAGGUAGUGCUGAUGCUGCUGGCGGUCGAUGGCAGCGAGUGGUUUGUCCCGCGCGAUCUGGUGGCUAGCUACUCGCUGCGAAAGCAGGUCAUCGACCUCUCGCUCAUCCGCGCCCUACAGGCUGCGGCCGGCGUGACGCUCACCUCAAAAGGCAAGAUGCUGCUUGUGGCACGGACCUCGGGGUUUCAACUUCUCCGUGAACACCUUGCCGCCGUGCCAGGCGUUGCGCUGGGCGCUGUGUCCGCCAACGCACCUGAAAGCCCGGCGCCCGCCUCGGACACGUGUCUCGCGCCACCAGGCCCAUCGUCGCUUGCCUCGCCCGCCUCCGCGUCGCUUCUGAUCUUUUCAUCGGGCUCGGGCUCGGACUCGGGCUCGGGCUCAGGUUCGGGCCCUCGUCCUGGCCUAGACUCUGACUCGGACGACGAUGCGUGGGAGGUUGUGCGCGCCGACGAUGUGUCCAAGCUCAACAUGAUGUUCGAGCCUCUCAACAAGGCGCUUCAGGCAAUGCUCUCGCACUGCACGCGGGCGGACGACGACGAAAUGGCGGUGACGGCCGACAACCCGCAUGUCGACGAGCUCGUGGCGGCGCUCGAGGCGGUGCUUCUGGACGGGGCGCGCGAGUCCCGUCUGCGGCUGACGGCGCCUUUCAAGCGGGUCCUCAAGUGCCUCGCAGCCGGCUCGGGCGCGGUGGCACAGUCGCUGGCCGGUCUCAAGGCGAUGGGCGUGAGCUCGUCGGCGCUCCUGCGGGUUUGGAUCCGGGUGGGCCUUGUGCAGAAGACGCUCGCCGACGAUCUUCUCGCCGCGCUUGCACUAACCGAUGCGCCGUGGGCGCUGCAGGGCGCGCGGGCCACCGCGCUGGACAAGACGUAUGCAGCAAGCGCAUUUGUGCGGACAGCCGAGACGCGGGUAGCGCUGUACACGUUCCUGGAGUCGUUGAUGCGGAUCACGUUUGCCAUCGGCAUUCGCGACGGGAUGCCAUCGUCGUAGGCCGUCACCUGGGCUGUGUCGUUUACGGCAUUGCCAUCGGGGAAAAGCGCACAAGGGCCGUUGAUUAAAAGUACGCCAGCUCAUCGUCGGCCGACUUGCCCUCCUGGACCGAAUGGACCGAGUAGUCGCCGCCAAGGUCCUUGUAGACGCGGGCAUGGAUGUGCUCGUCGCCAGUGUUGAUCUUGAGGAAGUAGUUGGUGCCGGCCACCAGCUGGGUGCCGUACGACACCACAUCAAACGUGCCGUAAGUCUUGCCAGUCUUGCCCUCGAUGUCGCCCUUG